Molecule: messenger RNA, 1123 nt
Organism: Macadamia integrifolia
Lineage: Eukaryota; Viridiplantae; Streptophyta; Magnoliopsida; Proteales; Proteaceae
Product: auxin-responsive protein IAA4
Exons: 4
Coding region: 311-871 (186 amino acids)
Biological process (GO): regulation of DNA-templated transcription
Cellular component (GO): nucleus
Molecular function (GO): protein binding
Source: RefSeq, a predicted model, not a curated record
AAUUUCAGACCAACGACUUAACGAGUCUGUUGAGUUGAUUGUUGAAGAGGGAAGAGGGAAGAGGGAAGAGGGAAGAAGGUAGAGGGUGGUCGACUUCCCUUCCCUCACGCUCUCGGCCUACUCCGCUCUCCCAACUCCCACCCACCCUCUCGUCUCUCCAUAUAUCCUCGGACAUUGCUUCUCUCUCUCUCUCUCUCUCUCUCUCUCUCUCUGUUUCACAUUUGUCUUCUGAUGAUUCUGUGUCUUUUGGGUCAGUAAUUCCCUAUUUAAGCCUAAGGUGGCGGCUCUCUCUCUCUCUGACAUCGCAACGAUGGGGAAGGCCACCCAUUCGUCGUCAUCGUCGAUUGAUAGCAGUAAACACCCAACUCUCUCAUCUGCAUCAUCUUCUCUCUGCCACCAACCAAAGACUGCCAACAGAGACUUGAGCACAGAUCUUCGGCUUGGACUCACCCUCUCAAGAUCCACAUCACUCUUCCCCGAUACCAUCUCCAAUUCCGAUUUCAGGGAGCAAGCAUCAGAUUGGCCACCGCUGAAAUCACUUCUGAGGAGUACACUUGCAGAUCAGAAAGGAAACAAUAGGCAAAGGCCAACCUUCUUCGUGAAGGUAUACAUGGAAGGCAUUCCAAUUGGGCGGAAGUUGGACCUCUUUGCUCACCAUGGUUAUGACGACCUAAUCACCACUCUUGCCCACAUGUUCAGGACCACCGUUACCAUUCUCUAUCCUGAUAGAGAUCGAGUGGAUUCUGACAAAGAUCAUGUAUUAACAUACGAAGACAAGGAAGGGGAUUGGAUGAUGGUGGGGGACGUUCCUUGGGAGAUGUUCCUGACCACUGUGAAGAGACUCAAGAUCACCAGAGCAAACAGAUGCUAGAUUCUAACCUACCCAUUGCCCUCCGGCCCUCCCCCUCUUUCUCUCUCUGCAUUUUUGACUUGUAAACAACGGUAGUAGCAUAGAAUUUGUUAAAUUGCAGAUGUACAGCCAUACUUCCAAGUGAUAGACUCAUAGGAAUUUCAGUUAGUUUCUUCUUUUUUUUCCCCCACCCAUCUGAGAUGCAAAGUUUCAGAAAAUGAAUGUGAAAACUAAGAAAGUUCUAAAGCUGUUGAAUAUUUUUGAGAACUUAAA